Molecule: messenger RNA, 2804 nt
Organism: Cantharellus anzutake
Lineage: Eukaryota; Fungi; Basidiomycota; Agaricomycetes; Cantharellales; Hydnaceae
Product: kinase-like domain-containing protein
Exons: 7
Coding region: 1-2394 (797 amino acids)
Biological process (GO): protein phosphorylation; intracellular signal transduction
Molecular function (GO): protein serine/threonine kinase activity; ATP binding
Source: RefSeq, a predicted model, not a curated record
AUGCACCACUCUCGCGGCAAGAGUAGUGUCUCCUCCAUUGGCAGCGACUUUACUUGGAGGUCGCAUAAUCGCCUUCCUACUCCGACCCCGUCUGACACCUCUAGAAAUGUGUCUCCCCGCUCAUCCCAUCGCAGGCUCCACCAUUCACCCAGCAAUGUCUCCAAUAACAGCGCGUAUAUCUCUCACCGUGACUCCACCUCAUCAACCACAGAUGCUCUAGCCAGCACAUCCAGCCAUGAGAUUAGUCUCACAGCUCCGUCUUCGGAUCGGACGAAUGCAUUCUUCAGUGCGUCAUCAACGACAUACAAGCUCCCAACCCCUCCUCACAGGAGUGCUACGCUCCCUCAUCGCGAAUCUGACCGGACAGUAACUCUGUUCAGAUCCGCUUCGGAUUCACGCCCUCCACAAUCGGCUCCACACUCAAGUGGCGAAUUUUUCUUUGCCAGAGUUGCUCGGCCACCAUCCCCGCCCCCAGCACUGCAGCCCACUUCUGCUCCGCCAAAACCCAAACUGCCUCCGCUUUCUCGGUUCUUUCCGUCGCGACAUCGGCGAAAUUCGCACGAUUUUUCUUUGGACGACAAGCCCAUUCUGACCGUAAAUCCUCCUUCGACAACAACGAGCACAAGUUCACACGUUGCCGAUCUUCUUCCUCUCACCGACCAUUCCUUAUCUUGGCCACAAUCUCCUGUCACAAACGGUGACGAUCAGCAGCCGAUUAUUUCGCACGUUCAUACCCCCUACAAGCCCCUGCAUUCAACGUUGCGGUCCAAACCUAUACCGCGAGAAAGUCUACCUCCUGAUGGGAAAGAUGAAUUUCUUUCAGGGACGAUUCUCGAAGUGGAUGACCUGCGAAUAUCGCUCGUUCGCUUGUUGGGAAAAGGUGCAUUUAGUGGCGUUUGGCUGGCUCGUGACGAGUAUGGCGCGCUUACCCAAGCGCAUGACGAUCUCCCGCACGAACGUCGUCCCAGUGAAAUUGGGGCUGCUCGACGUAGAAGAGAUAGGAAUGUAGACGGCCUUCGCCCCACGUCAGCUAUGGAGUCAGUACAACUGUUUUCUCCAGUGGAUACCGGCGAUGCGAGUGCGGAAACCGCAAGCAGUCAUGGGAUACCGCCAGAAGGCUCAUCGUUGUUCCGUGGCUCUGGAGCUACAUCUAGCACCAAUGAAGCGGGGCUGGUGGCUGUCAAGAUGAUGGAAAUGAGGGUGUGUGAUGCGAAUGAUAGAAUGCGUAUAUCGUUUGUCCGGGAGGUUGAGGUUCUUAGACAUAUUUCACAUCCUAAUAUAGUUUCGUAUCUGCAUUCAUUCACUACAGCAACGCAUCACUGCUUGGUUUUAGAAUUCCUUGAAGGGGGCGAGUUAUUUGAACUUCUUAAUGUAGACGACAACUACGCUCGAAUGACUGAGGAGCUGUUGCGGCGCCUAUGGGGGGAGUUGGCUCUUGCAGUAGGAUGGAUGCAUGAAGUGGCGCUCGUCCAUAGGGAUAUCAAGCUUGAGAACAUUCUCCUGACAAUGAAUCCAUUCAUCCUGGACCUUGCAUCGCCUACUGCCGUUGACAUGCUUCCUUCCCCUUUACUGAAAAUUACCGACUUUGGGCUCUCGCGGUUCAUCGAUCCCGCAAGCCCACUUCUUACGACCCGCUGCGGCUCAGAAUACUACGCUGCGCCUGAAAUCAUUCUUGGAAAACCAUACGACGGUCGAAAAACAGAUGCUUGGGCGACAGGGAUCGUCCUCUAUGCACUAGCAACACGAUUCCUCCCCUUCGAUAGGAAUGUGCCGACAAUAUAUCCUGCGCCUACUUCUGGGGAAUAUCAUUGGCCAGGUUUACUCCCAGUGUACGAUCCGACACUUUCUCCUCCCGAAUCUGUGCCCGGGUUGCAUCCUUCAUCCUCGUCAGCCACGUCGAGCAGUGAAACUAGCAGUAGUUAUGCUUCCUCUUACUCGUAUCAUCGCUCUACUACAUCAUGGAUAGGUCGAUCCCGCCCUAUCACCACUCUCUGCUGCAUCACUCGGUCGGUCGAUCCCUCAGUUCACCCUCCUGAGAUUCGGCUUGCCACAGAGGGCGUUCGUCGCGUCGUGGGUAAACUUCUGGUGCGUGAACCCACGAAACGUGCACGCAUCAUCGACUUAUGGGAAGACGAAUGGAUGGCUGGGCCUGGCGCACCGUUCCCGCCUCCUGAGGCACCUCGUGCAUAUCGUCAUCGCAUAAUGGCUAGCCUGGGGGGAACUGUCCCAGGGACGUGUUUGGAGAAAUGUGACGGCGGUGACGAGGAGAUGGUGGAGAGCAUGAGUUUGAGAAGUUUAGGUGAGGCGGCUUCGCUUCGCCGGAAUAAUAGCGUUUCGGGACGAUUGGUUGGAGGGGAUAGUAUCCCGAACGUCGCUCGUCAGGAAGCAUAUUAAGUUGGAUGCAAGAUAGCGAGAAAUGAAAGCAAGUCGGCAGUGUAAUGAUGUGAUGAGUCUGUGAUCCUUUGUUGCUUAGCUCAUAAGUUAUACUGAUGACGACAGUGUAUGACUCCUCCCUACACGUUUACCCUUUUGAUCUUAUAAUUCCUUACCCAAGCAAAAAGCCCAAGGGCAUCCCCUUUCUGACAUCCGGAGAUCGUUCUUACAUUUUUUCUUUCUUUUUUUGAACGAUUUGCGAAAAUCUGUUGUAGCUUAUACCCCACUCCUCAAUUCCUCUCUGGAUUGGUUUCCUUCUUUAAUACACUACUUGCGCAACACCCAAAGCUGAUGUUUCACUUUAUAUACAAGACUUUCUAGAUUGCAAUUCUGUAUUCAUGGAAUAAGAUGAUAUACAACUUUUGACUUAU